AUGGACCCGUUAGUUGAAAGCCUAUUAAAAUCUUCGUUGGAAGAAGAGUCAGACAGAUCACCGAAUGCAUCCGAUUUUUCAGAUGCCGAGGAAAACUCCGCUGAAUCAGUUUCACAGGAUAAGGUGCCAGAGAUUCCAUUACAUGGCGGGCGACAAACAGGUCCAAAGGGAGUCUUGGCAGAUCAUGCAUAUCACAAACAACAGGUUCAAAAACAAAAAGUAGCCUCACUGGCUGCCCACAAUGAACGUUUGCUAUCGAAAGCCUUAAUGACAACAACAUUUCGUGAAGAUGAAUUAACGAGAUCCCAAGAAGAGGAAUUGUUUAAAGAGUUAGAAAAUAUGAGUUCCGACGAAGAGGAAAAGCAAGUGCUAAAAAAAUAUCGUGAGCAAAGAAUGAAGGAGAUCAAAGAAAAAGCGAUAAAGAGGUUAGGUGGGACCAGCGGUAAGAAAAGAUUCGGAUCUCUAAGAGAGAUAUCUUCAAGUCAGUACGUUAAAGCCAUAGACGACGAAGCACCGAAUGUUCCAGUGAUUGUGCAUUUAUACGAAAACGUGAGAUUACUAAACGAUUGUUUGGCUCAGUUGGCAAGAAAAUUUGGUUACGCUAAAUUUCUUCGGAUUUUAGCGCACGAUUUAGAAUUUGAUUCAGUGGGUUUGCCAGCGGUAUUGGUUUAUAAGAAUGGCGAGUUAAUCGUAAAUCUGGUUAGAAUAACCGAAGAAAUUGGGGAGAACGAUUUCAAUAUUGAGAUUGUCGAAGAUGUUUUAAUUAGAUCUGGAGCGCUGGAUCCAAAUGAAGAUGUUGAUAAAUGA
Messenger RNA from Acaulospora morrowiae, 807 nucleotides. The record is from the annotation of a GenBank genome assembly. NCBI's taxonomy places the organism in Eukaryota, Fungi, Glomeromycota, Glomeromycetes, Diversisporales, Acaulosporaceae.